Stomoxys calcitrans (stable fly) is the source of this 454-nucleotide messenger RNA. RefSeq names its product dynein light chain roadblock-type 2 (gene robl). Gene Ontology annotation, cellular component: cytoplasm; centrosome; cytoplasmic dynein complex. Gene Ontology annotation, biological process: microtubule-based movement. Lineage: Eukaryota; Metazoa; Arthropoda; Insecta; Diptera; Muscidae. The transcript has 3 exons. Gene Ontology annotation, molecular function: dynein intermediate chain binding. The record is from RefSeq and is a predicted model, not a curated record. Bases 89 to 382 code for a protein of 97 amino acids.
CAGAAAAAACAACUUUUCAGCUGUCAUCUCAAGACUCGAAGACAAGACUAUUAGUAUUGUUUUUCCACAGCAAUUCGUAUAAAAUAAAAUGUCACAAGAAGUGGAAGAAACUUUAAAGCGCAUACAAGCCCAUAAAGGUGUUGUCGGUACAAUUGUGGUGAACAACGAAGGUAUUCCAGUAAAAUCCACAUUGGAUAAUACCACCACUGUUCAAUAUGCUGGUUUGAUGAGCCAAUUGUCCGAUAAGGCUCGUAGUGUUGUACGUGACUUGGAUCCAUCAAAUGAUUUAACUUUUUUGCGUGUACGAUCAAAGAAACAUGAAAUUAUGGUUGCACCUGACAAGGACUUCAUAUUGAUUGUCAUACAGAAUCCAACCGAUUAAAUUGUACUACAUUGUGUGAUCUGGGAAAAAAUUAUUUGAAAUAAAUAGUAUCUAAAUUAUUUAUACAAAUUA